Molecule: messenger RNA, 624 nt
Organism: Ectocarpus siliculosus
Lineage: Eukaryota; Phaeophyceae; Ectocarpales; Ectocarpaceae
Source: the annotation of a GenBank genome assembly
AUGGUGUCGUCGAUUGUAGACAAGGAUGGUAUUUUCGAGUGUAGGAAAUCCAAGCAAGGUGAGAACGCCGGGUCGGGUGUUUUCUGCUCGCAAGAUGUAAAGGCCGGCACGAUCUUACCAUAUUACGGCAUCACCAUAAGUGACGACGUGGAGGAAGACGAUGACACUUCUAUUAAUAGCAGAGACAAAUAUUGUCGCACGUACGUUAUCUCCGCGGACUACUGCACAAAGUAUGGAACGCGGCGGACUGCCAAGGGUUUGUCGGUGGAUGGCGACCCGCGACUGCCUCGGAUCCAGAAAUUGAGAGAGUACAAGAAGUUGGCGUGCCAAAUCAAUGAGGCCAGCGAAGGAUGUCUGCCGAACUGCUUGUUGACAACCAACCCCCGCAUAUCCAGAGCGGACAUCAAUCGUUCUCUCUUGAAGAAGGUACCAAUCCCGAUCGCGUACGUGGUUGUCCUCGAAGACCUUCCGAACGGCACAGAAUUGCUGACAUUCUACGGGAAAGAGUUUGGUGAUAGGGCAUACUCUUCGUGCAAAAUGAAUCGGCGCACGCAUCGCCAGCUGGCCGACAAAGCUUACGCACACGUCGACGCGUUGCCCAAACAAACCAAUUUUAACACUUAA